This is a messenger RNA of Micromonas commoda, 768 nucleotides long. RefSeq lists its product with no specific name. The transcript has a single exon. NCBI's taxonomy places the organism in Eukaryota, Viridiplantae, Chlorophyta, Mamiellophyceae, Mamiellales, Mamiellaceae. The record is from RefSeq and is a predicted model, not a curated record. Gene Ontology annotation, cellular component: photosystem II oxygen evolving complex; extrinsic component of membrane; photosystem II. Gene Ontology annotation, biological process: photosynthesis. Bases 1 to 768 code for a protein of 255 amino acids. Gene Ontology annotation, molecular function: calcium ion binding.
AUGCCCGCCGCGCUCUCCGCUCCCGCCGCGCUCUCCGUUCCCGCCGCGCUCUCCAUCGCCCAAAUCUCGACGAGGAGAUAUCGUCAUCCCUCGGCAGUCGCGUCCGCCCGGGGAACCGACGAUCGCGAUCGCCGAGCGGGCCGACGCGCGACAGUGCUCAGCGGCGUCGGCGCCGCGUCGUUGCUCGUCGGGUGCACCCCUUGCCGGGCGGAGAUCGUCACGCCAAAGGGCUACGACGACCCGGAGACCUCGCCGACCGGCUUCAACACGCUGCGGUCGGAUCAGGACACCAUCGGAUGCGCGUACACCAUCGAGUGGCCGUCGGGCUGGUGCAGGCUGUCAGACGUGUCCUCGGCGCGAUCCGUCGGGGUUGACGCGUCGUUCAAGAACCCGAGGGACGAGGCGUCCACGCUGGCGGUGUUCAUAUCCGACGCGGGGUCGAGAAGGUCUGUCGCGGACCAGGGCUCGCUGGACAAGGUGGCGGCGUCCAGGGCGGAGUCGGCGCCGAGGCAGUUCAACGUCGGGAAGCGAAAGAGGAAGACCAAAGUCGGCGAGGGCGCAACCGAGGCGCUGACGUACGACGUCGAGACCAAGGUGGGCGGCGGGACCGCGGGAAGGUUUGGUAGCGCCGUGGAGCUGGUGGGCAUCACGGUGUGGGGAGGGAAAGAAUACCUGAUCAGGGCCACCGCGUCGGCGUCCUCGUGGCCGGAGGAGAGGGCGAGGCUGAGGCGGUGCGUGGAGAGCUUCAGGAUCCUGGAGACAUGCUGA